Molecule: messenger RNA, 1795 nt
Organism: Solanum stenotomum
Lineage: Eukaryota; Viridiplantae; Streptophyta; Magnoliopsida; Solanales; Solanaceae
Product: cytoplasmic tRNA 2-thiolation protein 2
Exons: 7
Coding region: 28-1470 (480 amino acids)
Biological process (GO): tRNA wobble position uridine thiolation
Cellular component (GO): cytosol
Molecular function (GO): sulfurtransferase activity; tRNA binding
Source: RefSeq, a predicted model, not a curated record
UCAAUACACUUUACUUUCUAGCCAACAAUGGCGUGCAACUCAGGAACUUGCCAGUCCGGCUGUUACAGAGAUGACUCUUCCGUCGGAGCAGAAGAAUCGCCGCCGCUAUCUAAGAAAACCGAAGUUUCAAACGAAGGUGUCAACAGUAGAAGGAGCACCGAACAUUUGGAUGAUGGAAUAUGUCUCAAAUGUAAGGUUAACAGAACCAUCGCCGCCGCCGCCGCUGACGGCGGUGGUGAUUUUGGUGGAGGAGAUGGAGGAAGGUUCUGUGCAGAUUGCUUCCGCAGUAAUCUAUUUGGAAAGUUCAGACUUGCUGUCACUGCUAAUGCUAUGAUUUCGCCCUCGGAUAACGUCCUUGUUGCCUUCUCUGGCGGUACUUGUUCCAGGGUAGCUCUGCAAUUUACACAUGAGAUGCAAAGCAAAGCUCAGAAGAACUAUGAUGCCAGUAGAGAUAGAGCAUUACCAGUUUUUGGUGUUGGGGUUGCUUUUAUUGAUGAAAAAGCCAUUUCUGCUGUCUCAUCUGAUAACCUUGACAGAGCCGUUGAGGAGAUGAAACUUAUUGUGUCAGAUUUGGCUCCACCUGUGAAACAAUUCCAUGUCGUUCCAACAGAGGCUAUUUAUUCACUGAAAGCUGGUGAUGCAAAAGAUAGACUGAAUGAAUUAAUAAACACUGUUAAUGAUGUCACAGGAAAAGAAGAUUUGUUGGAGCAUUUUCGCAUGCUCUCCUUGCAAAAGAUAGCUAUAGAGAAUGGAUAUACCAAAAUUCUACUUGGAACGUGUACAUCAAGAAUAGCUUGUCAUGUACUUGAAGCAACUGUCAAGGGUAGAGGUUACUCUUUAGCGGCUGAUAUCCAGUAUGUUGAUGCAAGGUGGAAGAUACCUGUGGUUCUUCCCCUCCGCGAUUGUCCUAUUCAUGAGUUGAACAUGCUUUGCAGCCUUGACAGUUUGAAGACUGUAGAAGUUUUUAAUGGAACUUGUGCUGGUAUCAAUGGCCUGAUAUCCUCAUUUGUAAAAUUGUUGCAGGAGGAAAACCCUUCCCGGGAAAGCACAAUCAUGAGAACAGCUGGAAAGUUGACACCUUUUCAUUUCAACAGAAUGCCAGAGGACAAUGACUAUAAUGGUCAGGUGGCAUCUCGAAGGAGGCAAAAGAAAUACAACCUUAAAACUAAAGAUGCUCUUCCCCCCGAAUCAUUCUGUCCUAUUUGCAACAGUCCUCUAAAAAUAUCCAGUUUUGGAACUUCAAUUAAUUUUGACAACGGGAAAACUAAUCCUAAUGGGAUUGGGGCUGCAUGCUGUGCAAGCUGUCAGUUUCAGGUUCUUCCCAAUGACCCCUCAUCUCUGGAGCACUUCAUUUCUCUCUUGCCACCAUCAAUGGUUUCCCAAGCAGGCAAUGGGGAUCGUUUAAGUCAGAGACAGCUAAGGGAGCAAAUAGAAGACUGCUUGCUCUCGGACAAUGAAGAUGGAAUAUGAUCCUGCUGAUUCGUUUUGCAAAACAGCCAACUGCUUGCUGCAUUGAUAUGCAAAUCUUGUUUUGACGACAAUACACUACUAGGUAAGCUACACUAUAGUUUCUUCCUAGUUCCCAUGAGCAGCAGGAGAAAAUAGAAAGACGUACUUAAGCGUCUUACCUAUUAUGCUGCUGAGGUUCCUAUUUCUCAAUACACUAUAUUAUGGCUGAUGUCUGGGGUAUGUUUGGUUGUUCAAUCUGUUUUAUAAGUGUGGUACACUGUUACAGAAACCCGAUUACUCUAUGUUGACGAUUCACGCGUUUCAAUUUUUUCUCCCUUCUCAGUCA